Messenger RNA from Scleropages formosus (Asian bonytongue), 3062 nucleotides. RefSeq names its product coiled-coil domain containing 146 (gene ccdc146). Gene Ontology annotation, cellular component: cytoskeleton. The transcript is spliced from 19 exons. Lineage: Eukaryota; Metazoa; Chordata; Actinopteri; Osteoglossiformes; Osteoglossidae. The record is from RefSeq and is a predicted model, not a curated record. Bases 121 to 2976 code for a protein of 951 amino acids.
GGCGCUGAUUUUUUUUCGCCCCCGCAGAAAAUCGUCUCUAUGGUGUGAAAUAUGACUUGAAACCUACUUCUUCGAACAUAGCUAAAUACUUUUGUUUCUUAACUGUCCUAAAUCGAGGCCAUGAGUGGUGAGAUGCCAUCUCCUCCCGGUGAGGAAGAGGAGAAGGGACAGGAGGAGAGGCCCAACUCAGCCCUGUCCUCCCGCACCGGUUCUUUGGAUGAAGGGCCAGCGGUGGUGUCCAGAAGCCGCGCCUUCCAGUGUCUCGACGAGCUAUUCUCAGCUGGGAAAAUCUCGGGGGCCAAAGUGGCUGAGCUGAAAGGCAGUUUUCACCUGCUGCAGGAGGCCUUGAGAAGCGCGCGUGACUCGGAGGCUCGGCUGCAGAAGGAGGCCGAACGCUCGGGGUCCGAGCCGCGGCGGCGGCGGCGCGAGCCGGAGCGGGCCGAGGUCUUCCCGGAGGAGCCCCCCGCGGAGGUCGGCCGCAUGAGACAGCAGCUGCUGAAGUCCCUCAAUGAGCUGCAGGAGGCACAGGAGCGUGAAAACCAGCUGCAGUGCCAGCUGGAGUGUUUGCAGACAGAAAAGAGUGUGCUUAACAUGGAAGUGGAGGCACAACGCAAAGCAGCUGAGCGAGAGCGGAAAGUCCAGGUACUGAAGGAUAGUUGCGAGGAACUGGAGGAGGAGAUUGCUCAGAGGAGACUGGAGAUCAGGAGCUUGAAGGAGGACUUGGAGGAGCAUCAGAGGCACGUGCAGCAGGAGCGGCGUGAGCUGGACAACAAAAAGGAGGAGACCGAGUUAAAAGAGGCUGAACUGGCCCAGCUCCUCUGUGUGCCUGCCCAGCUGAGGAAGGAGAUGGAGAGGAUCGGCCGCAAGAAAGCGGUCACGGAGAAGAGAAGGGCAGAGCUGGAAGGUCAGCGCUCCGAGGCGGGGACGCUGCUGAGCAGGAUGGAGACGCAGGUGAGGGCACUGGAAGAGCAAAGGGGGGAGAUGGUGCAGGAGCUGGAAGGGCUCCGAACCCACCUGGAGGCGGAGGAACGCAAGCGUGACAUCCUACAGCGGGAGCAGGCCAUGGCCAGAGAGAAGGAGGCUGCCAUCAUGGCACAGAGAGCUGCGCUGGACGUCAACCUCAGUCACACAGCCUCAGAGAAGAAGAGCCUCCAGGAGACCCUGGGCAGGAGGCUGCGUGAGAAGGACAGGCUUCUACGUGGCCUCAAGAAGAUGGAGCUCCAGCUGAAAUUGGCCAGUGAGGCACAGCUGGACGUGGAGCUGCAGUACACCAAAGCCAAAACUCAGAGAGACGCCCUGCCCAGGGGAGACGUGGCACUAGAGCAAAGAAAGGAGCUGGAGAAAGAGGUUGCAAGUCUGAAGCGUAACUUGAUUCAGCAGCAAUCGGCGGCGGAGGGGGAGGCAGAAGCGGCGGAGCAGUCCUUGGUGCGGGAGCAGGCGCUGAUCCGGGAGUCCCACCAGCGAAGGCAAGAGCUCCACCACCUGACCUGCUUGACCCAGAUCAAGGCUGAUGAGAGGGAGCAGAAGUCCAGGGAGCUCAUAAAAGCCAAGCAACGAUUCAGCCGCAUCGAGCAAGAGCUGAGAGGCAAAAGACUGGUGAUACAGGAGCACAAGAAGCAGAACCAGGAAGUACAAGCCAGGCUGAGGGUGUUUGCCAAGCUGUACGACAUCCUGAAGGCCGAGAGGAACAAGUGCGUCAGCCUCAUCCAGAUGGCCUCUCAGAAGUCGGCAGAGAUGCAAGAGAAGUCCAAGAUCCUGGAGAACGAAAUUGAAAUCCUGCGAACCACUGUCAUCAACAAGGAGAAAUUACUUCAGAAGUCCCGUCUAAAGCACGUCCACAGUCGUGCACUCCGGGACAGCCUUAAGAACGACAUCUCCAAGAUGGCCUGGCUCCUGCAUGAGAUGCACGACAGACGGGAGGAGCAGAAACUGAGCAUCGGCACUCUGACGCACACCAUCAACAUGCAGGAGCAAAGUCUACUGCAGAUGCAGAAGCGCAACAACAGUGCUGUGCAAACCCGCAACGACCGUGGCAUCCAGCUGCUGGAGCGAGAAGAGGAGAUGUGCAUCUUCUACGAGAAAUUGAACGUGCAGGAGAGCCUGAUCAGAGAAGGAAGUAUGGAAGUCCAGGCCAUGGAGCAGGAGAUCCACUUCCUCAACUUGCUUGUCAGGGAAGAGAAGAGACAGAUUGAACUCCUGUGCAAACAGUUGCCCAACAAGAAGGCCCUGGAGGAAGAGAGCACCAAACUGCAGAAACAACUCUUGGAGUGCAGGGAACGUAUCCCGGUCUUGGCGAAAGCUCUGGAAGACCCAGCUCAGGAGAACCGUGCACACGAGCUGAACGGGCAGGAUCCAUCCCAUAACGAACUUAUCAAGAAGAUGGACCAGCUGGAGGCACGCCUGGUGCAGCAGGAGGUGCAACUGCUAGAGAAAGAGCUGGUGUAUGAACAAGUGACUCGUCUUUCUGAGCGCAUCCAAGCCAAGACCCAAAAUCGCAAGGAAGAGUCUGUGGAGCUGGCAAAGAAGAUGAAUGAGCUGCAGGGACGCAUCAAGGACACCACAAGAAAGAUGAUGGCAGUGGUGUCAGAGCUGUCCAUGCAUCAGGCCUGUGCUAUGACACUGCAGCGUGAGGUAAAGGACCAGGAGCUCCACCUGGACUGCUGCCGUCGCCGGCUGGAGGAGGGCCUGCCGCCUUCACCAGAAAUGGAGCUGGAAUGGCAGCGCAUCCUGAGGGAGGAGCGCCGUCGCAGGACCGACCUCCAGGAAAGAGCCAGGCGGAUAGAGGAGGAGGAAAAGAACAGGCUUCCCAAUGGGGCGUACACUACAGCCGAGCCUCGACCCAAUGCCUACAUUCCCCAGGGAGACAACCUGCCGCUCCCACGGCCCUACGGAGCUCUGGCCCCCUUCAAGCCCAGCGAGGCCGGUAGCAGUAUGAGACACAUCCGCAAACCUGAGCCCAAGCCUAUUGAGAUCUAGCACCGUCAAGCUAUUCGUCUUAAUCUAGUCCUGCCUAAUCAAAGGCAUACAACUAUCAUUGUUUGAAUGUUAAAGAAUAAAUAGCC